CAACACCACAACGAGGAACUUAAGUAAGUACCUAGGUGUUCUAUUUUUCCUGCCAAUAUGCCCUUGCUAAUGUCUCCAGAAAAAUCGGAGCGGAACAGCGGGCCAAGGAUCAAGCUCAUCAAAAACAAUUAGAGACUCUUCGAAGGGAAGCAGCCAAGGCCGCAGAAGCGAUCCAUGCUGAUUAUCGUGACAAGCAAGCGGAAUUGCAAAGACAACUUGACUACGUCCGUAAAACUGCGGAGGCGGAGGCCGCACGUAUUCAGCGACGAUCCGAGGCGGAAAUGGCAGACCUUCGGGCCACGAUUAGCCGUCUCGAGGUUGACCUCAUGAAGGCAAGCAAGGCAAAAACUGAGGAAUUGCACGCCGCUCAGGAAGAAUAUGCUGCCAAGCUAUCGGCUGAGCAGUCGAAGACGAAAACAGCUGAAGAGCGGUGUUCGAAGCUUGAGAAGGAAUUAGCACAGAAAGAUAAGCAAUUGUCGCAAAAGGACGAAGAUUUGGAAGAGUCCCGCGCACAGUUGGAAGAAAAGGAGGAGCAGAAAUCGGCCACUCAAACUGAGCUCGAUGAUCUUCUAAUGGUCUUUGGCGACAUAGAGGAAAAGGUCGAGAAAUAUAAGAAACGACUCAUCGAUCUAGGCGAGACCGUGUCAGAUGGUGAAGAUGAAAAUGAAGACGAUGAUGGCGAAGAAGAUGAAGAUGACGAUGACGUUGAUUGAAUACCUUUACUUAGGUAUUCGAAAGAACCAUCAUCAUAAAGACCCAAAUAGUGCAUUCGUAGUUGAUCCGAAUCCAACUUGAGAGAAGACGUGAGUCGAAAUGAGUCUCCAAAUCUCAAAAUGCCUAUAUUCGACCUAACCCUUAGUAUGGGCAAUAAGGGGUGAUUGUAUGCAAAUAGCGCGUACUAUAUUAUUGAUAUUUGAUAUUUGAUAUGUAUUUAUCCGAGCCGCUACUGUACUUCGAUAUUUUUCCACAAUUGUAAGAAUUUCUUAGGAGAUUCGUGAUAUAUCAA
This is a messenger RNA of Annulohypoxylon truncatum, 1006 nucleotides long. RefSeq lists its product as uncharacterized. NCBI's taxonomy places the organism in Eukaryota, Fungi, Ascomycota, Sordariomycetes, Xylariales, Hypoxylaceae. The record is from RefSeq and is a predicted model, not a curated record. The coding region runs from base 282 to 713 and encodes 143 amino acids. The transcript is spliced from 4 exons. Gene Ontology annotation, biological process: intracellular protein transport; vesicle-mediated transport.